Messenger RNA from Nymphaea colorata (pocket water lily), 453 nucleotides. RefSeq lists its product as uncharacterized. The record is from RefSeq and is a predicted model, not a curated record. The transcript is spliced from 2 exons. Lineage: Eukaryota; Viridiplantae; Streptophyta; Magnoliopsida; Nymphaeales; Nymphaeaceae. Bases 23 to 382 code for a protein of 119 amino acids.
UCUCUGAGCUUGCAUCGCUACCAUGGCCACGCGGUGCAUCUUCAUCACUUUCUUGCUUUUAUCUCUUAUUCUUCGAUCAACCCCAGCGGCUGCUUCUCCGGCUUCUUCCAAUGAAAUUUCUACCUUAUCACCAGUUUCUGUGCAGGGCAUGGAUAUCACCACUGGAAUAAUCCAGGCAAAUCCAAGGAAAUUGGCAGGGGGAGGGAGAAGUGGAGGAGGGGGCGGAAGCAGAGGAGGAGGCGGAGGAAGGAGUGGCGGAGUGCGUGUCAUUCCCCGCACCGGAGCAUAUGGCAAGAGUUCUGCAUCUCCAAGGAAUCACUGCUUGGAGAUGACGAUGCUCACAGUGUUGGCAACCAGCUUGAUGAUUAUCCUUCUCCUAUAAGAAGCAUUUAGCCUUCUGAUUUGUGAUAAGUACAGGGGGUGGUGCCAGUUUUUGUUGGUUAUGUGAUUGGG